AUGGAACACGUCCACAGCCAAUCUUCAUCAUCCAAGCAUCACACGGAACACGUCCACAGCCAAUCUUCAUCAUCCAAGCAUCACACGGAACACGUCCACAGCCAAUCUUCAUCAUCCAAGCAUCACACGGAACACGUCCACAGCCAAUCUUCAUCAUCCAAGCAUCACAUGGAACACGUCCACAGCCAAUCUUCAUCAUCCAAGCAUCACACGAAACACGUCCACAGCCAAUCUUCAUCAUCCAAGCAUCACACAAAACACGUCCACAGCCAAUCUUCAUCAUCCAAGCAUCACACGAAACACGUCCACAGCCAAUCUUCAUCAUCCAAGCAUCACACGGAACACGUCCACAGCCAAUCUUCAUCAUCCAAGCAUCACACGAAACACGUCCACAGCCAAUCUUCAUCAUCCAAGCAUCACACGGAACACGUCCACAGCCAAUCUUCAUCAUCCAAGCAUCACACGGAACACGUCCACAGCCAAUCUUCAUCAUCCAAGCAUCACACGGAACACGUCCACAGCCAAUCUUCAUCAUCCAAGCAUCACACGGAACACGUCCACAGCCAAUCUUCAUCAUCCAAGCAUCACACGGAACACGUCCACAGCCAAUCUUCAUCAUCCAAGCAUCACACGGAACACGUCCACAGCCAAUCUUCAUCAUCCAAGCAUCACACGGAACACGUCCACAGCCAAUCUUCAUCAUCCAAGCAUCACACGGAACACGUCCACAGCCAAUCUUCAUCAUCCAAGCAUCACACGGAACACGUCCACAGCCAAUCUUCAUCAUCCAAGCAUCACACGGAACACGUCCACAGCCAAUCUCAUUCCAUAAACCAGACUAAACAACCAGUUGCGCAGACAAAAAAAUAA
Messenger RNA from Salvelinus fontinalis (brook trout), 870 nucleotides. Its product is annotated as histidine-rich glycoprotein-like. The coding region runs from base 1 to 870 and encodes 289 amino acids. The transcript has a single exon. Lineage: Eukaryota; Metazoa; Chordata; Actinopteri; Salmoniformes; Salmonidae. The record is from RefSeq and is a predicted model, not a curated record.